ACUCUCUGCAUAAACCUCAGGGAGUGCAGAUGAUAAACAAGGUUGGAUAAGUUAAAUCAACAGCUUCAGAGGUUACCCCAGGACAGGCCUAUGGUAAUCCUUCUGAUAAUCACUGACCAAAGGGUGGGCAACCAAACAUGUGACAAACUGAUCUACUCAAUAAGGAAACCACUCAAUAGGACGUUACAAGUGGAACGAGCACUCUUAUUGAUGAUCGCUUUUAUAAUGUCUUGAUUAUAUUCAACUGACAAAAUGUGGAAUCUGCUUUUUAUGUUGGGUGUUUGUUCUCUUUGGUUAUGUGCAGCAGAAGUAACAGUCAAAUAUCAGAAGGGAGGAAAUGUCCAGUAUGUUCCGUUAGCACCACAAGCAAACGUGGAGUCUGACAUCAAAAUUUUACAAGAACAAAUAAGUACACUUUUGAAGCAAAGAGAAUAUGACAGAGCUCAGAUCAAGGAGCUUGAAAGAAGAACUAUAGAGAAUCGAGAUGCUUCCAUGAAGAAUGAAGCAAAGGUCGUGCAGUUGAAGGUCCACAUUUCUGAAAUUUUGACCAGACUCACAACAAUUGAUGAAAAUAUUGAGGACACUAAAAAAGAACAGGCUAACCUUGACUACCUACAAAUACAAAACACACUGGGCAUCAAAGAAUGUCAAAAUCAAAAGGACAACCUCAAAAGAUCCAUAAGAAAACUUGACAAGAAGUUAUCUCCCUUGAUAGAAGGAAUACAUAACCAAUAUAGGAAUUUGUCAUCAAAGUUUGAUGUAUUUCGGUAUGAGUAUCGAAACACAUCAGAGUACUUUGUAAGAAGACUUGCAAAAACUGAACACAAAAUUGAAAGCAAAAAAUCACAACACAAGUCUGAUGUCUAUGCCAAAAUGAAAGAAAAAUAUGGAAAAAGGAAGAAUUAUCCUGAUAUCAUAAAUACCAAUGAAGUGGAAGGGUCUGGUGAGAUCGAUGAUGAGUUGAUAAAAACUGGACACCCUAAUUCUAAUGCAGUGGUUGAGGGAAGUGGAGACAACGCUAACACAGUGUCCCCAUUGUAUCUCAAGGUCAAAGACUUUAUUACUGAAAUCUAUGACCGAGACCUAGAAAUAUCUGGUCUUCAUGAAAUGUUUUUUAACAUGGAAGAUCAUCUUGAAAGAAUAGAAGAGAAAAUGACCUCCAUACAGAUGGGAAAUUUUAUGGAAAGACUGCAAAAUUCAUUGGUGAACUUCACACAAAAUGUUAUCACGUUGGAACAAUGGAAAAUAGCUAGCUCAGACAUUGUGAAUUCUACCCAAAUCAAUCAGCAGAAGAUUCAGCAUAUGAUGCAGAUGAUCCUGAACAAUACUCAACAUUUACAAGAACUUGAGUGGAAACUUACAAAUGCUCAGAGUCUAUCAUACCAGCAGUUUAGUUUGCUUAGAAUGCAUGUUAUACAACUCAACAACUCAGUGCAAGAUAUCAAAGAGGAUCUAAUGAAACGGAAAAACAAGUACAACACCCAAUCCGCUAGCACUUAUUCAAAAAUAGCAUCACCUCAACUGAAAACUCUAUCUUCUCGGGUAGAAGAUCUUGCCUUACAAAUCAUAUAUAAUGAAAACCGCAUCUCUAAAUUAGAAAUAGAAGCACUCAACAAUUCUCUCUUUGAAUGUCGCAAGUUUAAUGCAGAUGUUUACCAGGACAGCAGACUACUGUUUCUGGAGAAAUCACAUCGGCGAGUGAACGAGGACAUGGUGAAAAUGCAGGCAGUUAACAGGAAGCUAGACCAGGGUUUAUACCGAGUCUACCUCAGCUCAAAAAACAACACUCAGCUCAUCUCAACUAAUGGAGCUCAUCUCACACAGCUAAAGAACUUUUUACCCUUCAUCAUUGAGACUCAUAGAGAGAUGAUCAACUUUAGACUUCAUUUACCAAAAGAUUGUGAUGAGUACUACCAGCAGGGCAGCAAACUCUCAGGGGAGUACAUCAUUCAUCCACUGUACGCCAACAUGUCCGCCAAAGUUUACUGUGAUAUGGAGGAGGGUGUGGGAGGAUGGACUGUAUUACAGAACCGGUUCGAUGGCAGUGUUAAUUUUGCCAAUGACUGGGACCUGUAUGUUCAGGGUUUUGGUCAGUCUACUGGUGAAUACUGGCUAGGAAACCAGCUCAUUUACUACCUCACAUCUCAGAAGAAAAAUUCACUAAAGAUAGAAAUGACUGAUUUCAAAGACAAACUUUGGGUAGCAGAGUAUGACAUUUUUACUCUCACUGAUGAUGAAAAAUUCACCCUCUCUGUUGAUGGUUACCAUGGAAAUGCCACUGAUGGGCUGAGCUAUGCUAACAGGAUGGGAUUCAGUGCAACAGAUAGGGAUAAUGACGGGACCAGCUCUCACUGUGCAAUGUAUCACUUGGCUGGGUGGUGGUACAAACACUGUCACUAUGGCAACCUUAAUGGUCGAUAUGACCUGGGAAUGGUGUGGUACAAUUUUGAUACGGAUGAAUGGAUACAGCUGAAAACUAGCAAAAUGAAAAUUAUACCAAGAAAAUGAUAAGUAGACUAGGAGAAGCAAAAUAUAGACAUUCCAGUGCCUUGACUACCUCAACAAUUGAUGCAAAUUAGCUUUUAUAUUGCAUACAAAGUAUACUACUAGAACAAUUUGUUAAUAAACAAAGGCUGGAUCUUAUUCCAUAUGCAAUUUUCCCAUUCAUCCAAUUUCUGAUACAUGUAUAUUCAUCAAAAUCAUGCCCUAAUUUUCAAUACCAUGAAAAAAAAAAUACAGAUUCCCUUCAUUGAAAAUAAAAAUAUACCAGCUAUUUCAAAUAUAUAUUAUUAGAUAGAAAUAAACUAAUUUUCCCCUUUCUGUUCUGUAAAAGAUUAAAUACUGUCUGUUAUCAAUUUAUCUUUAACAUGAAAUCUGCUAAAUGACCUUGAUUUUUCAUUCUCAAGUAUAUUGACAACAGAUGAUUAAAAUUUAACAUAAUGUAAAAUAUCUGUAAUACCUCUGAAGACCACAUUAUCUUUAAUUUAAUGCUUUGGAAAUGUAAAUGCAUCAAUGAAAACAAUUCCUCAAAAUUCUUUCCUGCUGAAUUGUUUUUGUCAGUAAACAGGUGUAUCAGUUUUGGGCCACCCAUGUAAAAGAAACAAUCUGAAGCUAAUUGACCUCUUUGUACUUGCUGAUCUCUCAAUAUCCACACUGUACUUUAAGUGGUUAAUGUUUCGCAUUCAAUUAUCAGGGUACCAUGAUAACACUAAUUUGGGUAAUUAAAUUAGCACAGUAUUUUCAACUAUCUUAAUUGCUUUGAUUACUUCAUUAAAAAAAAAAUCAUUAAAUGUAACAGAAACAGAACUUGAUCUACUUGUAUAUUAUUUAGAGUAAAUUUACAUGAAUAGUUUAUGUUAAUUAUGUACUCUGUCAAUCAUUUCUUAUCAUAAAAACCUAUUCCGGUGAUUCAGGCACCUAUACUGAUAUAGAAUGGAGUCAUUCUCCAACCGGUAUCAGUGCUUCAGGUUUAGUAAAAUAAAAAAAUAAAAUAAAUAAAUGGUAUGCUAGGGGUAAUAAUGACUUUUUAAAAAAUAAAGACUCUAAGGAUUUGCAUGGACAGAACAUUUCGAUUUGUAACUUAUAAAUCCAUACAAAAUAACAAAGAAUUUUUUUUAAGGAGUACUUUGUUGUCAGAUAUUAUCAAUGAUAUGAUUCAUAAAUAUAUGUGCUUUUUAAAAAUUAUUCUGUUUUUCUAAAGCAAUAAUCAUGUCAAUAUUGAUUAAACGAGUUGCCAGAUGUUCACUCUUUCAAGUACGAGACCGAUUUUUAAAAAAUCAUGAAUUAGAUCUAUUAAACAGACUGUAGACUGUUUUUUGAGUAUUUUUAUGUAUUUCAGACUGUUUACAAUAAAAUUCAGUGUCAAUA
Ostrea edulis (European flat oyster) is the source of this 3867-nucleotide messenger RNA. RefSeq names its product angiopoietin-4-like. Lineage: Eukaryota; Metazoa; Mollusca; Bivalvia; Ostreida; Ostreidae. The record is from RefSeq and is a predicted model, not a curated record. Bases 253 to 2508 code for a protein of 751 amino acids. The transcript is spliced from 3 exons.